Molecule: messenger RNA, 1152 nt
Organism: Drosophila innubila
Lineage: Eukaryota; Metazoa; Arthropoda; Insecta; Diptera; Drosophilidae
Product: phenoloxidase-activating factor 2
Exons: 2
Coding region: 54-1124 (356 amino acids)
Biological process (GO): proteolysis
Molecular function (GO): serine-type endopeptidase activity
Source: RefSeq, a predicted model, not a curated record
AAAUCGGGUUUGAGAUAGCCUUUUAUAGGAAAGGCCCCAAAGACAGUGUUAAAAUGAUAAUUUUCCAAGUGCUGGUGAUGAUAAUGCUUAUCCCGCCAAUGAUCUGUAGUGUUACCUAUAAAUCCUGCGCUCCAGAAAAACACUGUGUGCCCUAUGAGUUCUGCAAUGAGAGUUACGGAUUAGAUGGACAGUUUUACCCUGAGCUCAAUCGGACAUUUCGGGAUCAUUUACAUUGUAACUAUCGGGAGAAGUGCUGCCAUUUAAAAGAUACGCUCUCCAUUUGCAGGUCCCACAAUGGCACCUUAAUGCAGCAGGGAAAGUGUGGAUCUCGUGUGGAUUUGUGGUUUCAUUUGCAUCAGUAUACAUCCACAAAGGAGGAGGCCAAGUUUGGCGAAUUUCCCUGGCUGGUGGCCAUCUAUGAUAAAGGUGGUUAUCUAUGCAGUGGUGCUCUUAUCACACCAGGAGCGGUGCUAACGGCGGCUAACUGUGUCCACGGCAAGAGAAAAUACGAGUUGCGUGUUGUAGCCGGCGAAUGGGAUGCAGCUGUGGAGUUGGAACCAUUUGCACAUCAGACACGACCAGUGCAUAAAUUGUUGGUGCAUCCAAAUUACACACAAUCGAUGAGUCAUAAUCUGGCAUUGCUUCUAAUUAGCCACGAGAAACCCUUUCAACUUACUGCCCAUGUGCAUGUGAUUUGUCUGCCGUCUCCCGAAAUUAUUCACAACCUCAGAGAUUGCUAUGUUGCCGGCUGGCAUCUUGGGGACUUCCUCAAGAACAGAACGCUACUACGGCGUUCCUCCCUCUUCGUGCUGCCGCGGGAUCAGUGCGUUUCCAAGUUGCGAAUGACCAUAUUUGGACGGCACUUUACCCUAAAUGACACCCUACUCUGUGCUGGCGGCGAAAAGGACAGUUUUGUGUGCGACGAUCCGGGUGCCAUUCCUCUCAUGUGCCUCCAGUCCAACAGCAAUAAUAGGUUCGCCCUUAUUGGACUUCUGGCGCGUGCCACAAAUUGCGAUGGUCCUCAGCUGCUGGGAGUUUACUCAAAUGUGCUGCUCUACAGAAAGUGGAUAGAUCUUAAGCUUAAUGAGCAUGAUGUGGAAUUAGACAGAUAUAUGAUAAACUAAACACAUCAAACUUUUCAUAUUUGUUUUU